Molecule: messenger RNA, 462 nt
Organism: Paecilomyces variotii
Lineage: Eukaryota; Fungi; Ascomycota; Eurotiomycetes; Eurotiales; Thermoascaceae
Product: putative peptidyl prolyl cis-trans isomerase cyclophilin
Exons: 2
Coding region: 1-462 (153 amino acids)
Molecular function (GO): RNA binding
Source: RefSeq, a predicted model, not a curated record
AUGUCGGAAGCAGAACGCCUCAAAGCAACCGUCUAUGUGGGCGGGCUCGACCAAGCGGUUACCGCUCACACGCUGACCGAGGCCUUCCUCCCCUUCGGCGAGAUCGUCGAUAUCUCUCUCCCCAAGCCUGAUCUGCCCUCAUCGACCGAUCUGCACAGGGGCUUUGGCUAUGUCGAAUUCGAAUUUCCCCCGGAUGCCAAGGAAGCGAUCGAUAACAUGGACGGAAGCGAACUGUACGGCCGGACGAUCAAGGUAGCGGCUGCCAAACCGCAGAAGGAUAGCAACGAAGGACUGGGUAGCAAGACUGCAAUUUGGGAACAGGAGGGCUACCUGGCCAAACAUGCCGUGAGUGAAGAGGAUCGAUUGGCCGCUGAAGAAGCCCGGAUGGGCGCCAACGGCCGUCCUGAAGAUCCCAUGCAGGGUCUGGAAGGACUCGACGUGGCAGGACCAAAACCUGAAUGA